Molecule: messenger RNA, 1398 nt
Organism: Phyllostomus hastatus (greater spear-nosed bat)
Lineage: Eukaryota; Metazoa; Chordata; Mammalia; Chiroptera; Phyllostomidae
Product: C-type lectin domain family 7 member A-like
Exons: 10
Coding region: 1-1341 (446 amino acids)
Biological process (GO): cellular response to molecule of fungal origin
Molecular function (GO): (1->3)-beta-D-glucan binding
Source: RefSeq, a predicted model, not a curated record
AUGGCAACCGCUGUCCUCAUUGGGUCAGUUCAAACUGCUCAUACUGUUGAUGUUCUCUUGACCAAUUCCACUUUAAAAAUGCUUCAACAGGCCCAGAUUGAUCAAGAAAUCCUGACUCAGCUUUGUGCACUGAGCAGCACUGAAGGCUCUUGGGAAACCAGGGCAGAUAACAUAGGGAUCCCAGAAGAAUCACCUUCUUCUCCAGAACACGCACAUCCAGUCCAUCCGCCUGCAGGGGCUUACCUCUUCUAUUUGGACCAGACUCCACUGGAGCGAAAACUCUACUGCACUGACACAGUUGUCCCAGCUACUGUGGCCAUGGCAACCGCUGUCCUCAUUGGGUCAGUUCAAACUGCUCAUACUGUUGAUGUUCUCUUGACCAAUUCCACUUUCAAAAUGCUUCAACAGGCCCAGAUUGAUCAAGAAAUCCUGACUCAGCUUUGUGCACUGAGCAGCACUGAAGGCUCUUGGGAAACAAGGGAAGAUAACAAAGGGAGCCCAGAAGAAUCACCUUCUUCUCCAGAACACGCACAUCCAGUCCAUCCGCCUCCAGGGGCUUACCUCUUCUGUUUGGACCAGACUCCACUGGAGCGAAAACUCUACUGCCCUGACACAGAGGUAAAAGAGUCUGUAAUGUACUCAGGAGUGAACAAAUCUACUUCAAACUCCAGACAGACAAAGAGAACAAAGAAUAAAUCAUCCAACAAAACAGAAUCUUCAGUUCCAUUUACCUGGUGUCUCACGGCAGUGAUCUUCGGAAUCUUCUGUUUCAUUCUCCUUGUAACAGAUAGAAUAUUGGGACACAUGGUGAUGUCCAGUAAAGCUUUCCAGGGUCAUCUCAAAUACCAGCCACAGAAACUGCCACUGGACAACAUUACACAGGAAGACAAUUUCAUGUUGAAAAACACAACUUUCACAGAGGGACCACUCCACACAGGAAGCAAGAGCAGCACAUGUGAGAGGAAACACUCAUGCAGUGGAGAGAAGUGUUAUUAUUUUUGGUGUGAUUUGAAGACCUAUGAAGAGAGUCAAAAAUUCUGCAAGAAAUUUUACACAGCACUUCUUAAGAUACAAGAUGAAAAAGAAUUGAAGUUCAUUCAAAGUCAACUGUCCUCUAAGACCUCUUACUCUUGGAUUGGAUUGUCUCAUAAAGGAGCCAACCAUUUCUGGACAUGGGAAGAUAACUCAGCACCCUCAUUACCCUCACUGUUCUUUAUCACAAAGCAACAGACAAAGACUGGAAGCUGUGUGAGGAUAGCAGCAAGGAAGAUGGAAGUUUCUGACUGUUCCAGACGCUCAAACUAUGUUUGUGAAAAGAAGAUUGCUGGUCAUGCUACUUAAUAAUGAGAACAAAAAAGCAACCACAGAAGACAAGUACAAUAAAUUUUUCUUCUAAAA